AUGUUUAAGGUUAUGGUGGGAGCCACCGCCCUCGCUGCCUCCGUCAACGCUGCUUUUAGCUCCCUUUUGCGCCUCUUCGACUUCGCUAGAGCCUCCCUCGCUUUUCUCGCGACCUCUCUCCUCUUACUCGCCUCUUCCUCUCUCGCUCUUAUCCUCUCUUCUUCUCUUAUUCUCAUUCUCUCCUCGACUCUCGCUCUCUUCCUCGUUUCCUCCAUCUUUCUCUUUCUCGCUUCCUCUUGCACCCUCGUCCUUUGUUCAUCUCUCACCCUCUCCCUCUCUUCGACUCUCACUAUCUCCCUCUCUUCGACUCUCACUCUCUCCCUCUCUUCCUCUCUCACCCUCUCUCGCUCUUCCUCUCUCACCUUCUCCCUUUCUUCUAAUCUCACCCUCUCCCUCUCUUCCUCUCUCAACCUCUCCCUUUCUUCCGCUCGCACACUCUGUCUCUCUUCCUCCCUCAUCCUCUUCCUCUCUUCCUCUAUCACACACUUCCACUCUUCCUCUCUCGCCCUAUUUCUCUCUCCCUCUAUCUUCCUUUCUUCCUCUCUCACCCUCCUCCUCUCGUCCUCUCUCACUCUCUCCCUCUCCUCCUCCCUCUCCCUCUCUUCCUCUCUCUUUCUCUCCUCCAUCUCCCCAAGCCUCUCCGCCACUCUAGCCGUCACCUCCACCUCCACGGCGCGCAGCACGCACCAUCGGCUCACACCCAUCAGCUGCUCCAGAGACAUUUCCUCCGCGCUCUCCGUCUCUCCGCCCAUCAUGCCGCUCCCCGCCCCUCCGCCCAUCAUGGCGCUCACGCGCAUCGCCACCGUGAGUCACGCGCCCUUCCCCGCCGUCGCGACCUUCCCCGCCGUCACGCCCUUCACCGCCGUUGCGCCUUUCUCUGAAGGAAACUGCGCUUCUCCCCCUUUAUGCGCCUCUCCGCCUUAG
Messenger RNA from Closterium sp. NIES-65, 924 nucleotides. Lineage: Eukaryota; Viridiplantae; Streptophyta; Zygnematophyceae; Desmidiales; Closteriaceae. The record is from the annotation of a GenBank genome assembly.